GUUGGCAAAUCUGAAAAAAUGUAGACCUGGACAGCGACGGAAAGCUGCUCUCGGGCUGUAGCCCAUAAUAAACAUUUUAGCUUUUAACGAUGUGGCAUUUGGAGCGUCUGGGCUUAAGAUCGAGCCCGCCACAGCUCCUGGUGCUUGUUUACACGUAUUUCUGCGCGCUGGGAGAUUGCCUUUUUGUGACUGAUUACUUCACCCGAACGCCUCGUAAGCUGAAUGCUUUCAACUCCUUCGCCAGCGUGGAGCUCUUCCACUUCCACGUGCCGGAAGACACGGUCAUGGCCGUCUGGAACCUCAUCACCUUCAAAGAGCAGGGAGGAACCUUCGGGGACAGCUGCCCCGACCACAACGUGACUGUGUACUUCAGGGCGGGGGCUCCUCCUGUGAUCAACCCCCUCCACACCCACUUCCCGCGGGACACGGUGGUCCCGGGGUCCUUCGCUGUCACCCUGACGUGGACCCUCCCCAACCGCACCACGGGGGCGUUCAACGUGACCAGCCCGCUCCCGGGGGACUGGUUCCUGGCCGCCCACCUGCCCAAGGAUGAGGGCAAGAUCUCCGUCAAGGGUCUGUACGAGGAAUGCCAGUAUCUCUUUCAACCCCAGCUCAUCGUCCAAAGACUCAUUGGGAUUGCGGUGCUCUAUCCAGGAUACUUUAUCGACCAGAUGAUCCCCGUUCACAACAGAUCUGCACUUUAUAAAGUGUUUAUCCCAAGCUACGUCUCGAGGGUGAAGGUCCAGCUGGUGAACUGCAGCACCAAGAACAAGAGCGGCGACAGCUGCCCCGUGGUGCUGAAGAUCCGGGCCCGGGCGCCGCCCGUCCACAACUCCAGCGCCCUGGACUGCAGGGAGUGGAGUCCCUGCGAGCUGGACUCCCCGCUGCCAGCCUGGGGCCAGUGGUACUACGUCCUGGUGGAGCGAUACCUGAGCGACGCCGACGUCUACUUCCGCAUCGGGGUGCGGGUCACAGAUUGCUCCAAACCCAACUUAUCCCGGGACCACGCGUCGCCCAGCUCGGCCCUGAACAUGCCGCAGUCCUUCGGCAUGGCCAUGGGCUUCUCCCUGUCGGAGACGCUCCCGAUGGCCGACCUGCCGGCGCUGUCCGGGAACGCCAGCCGGCUCGGCGCCUCCGAGGACCCCGUGGUCUACCUGUCCCCCAGCUCGGACCCGGAGAUGUGCUGGCCCGUCCGGCCGACGCUGCGCAACGAGCUGGACACCUUCUCCGUGCACUUCUACGUCUUCUUCGGCCCCAACAUCUCCGUCCCACCGGACCGGGCCGCCGUCUUCGCCAUCAACCUGAUGCCCGUGCUGGACAGCGGCGGCGUGCUCAACAUGGAGAUCAAGCUCAACAUGUCCACAGUAAAAGGAGCAAACAUCACCGUGUUCGGGUGCCUGAACCACGGCAUGCCACUCUUCAUGCGCGAGAACUCUUCCAUCAAAUGUGAAUCAGAGUCGGCAGCGGGUUUCCUACUCACGGUCAACGCGUCGUCCAACAUCACCAAACUGAGGAUCCCCUACCCCCAGACGGGAACCUGGUACCUCAGCCUGCGGUCGCUGUGCGGUACAGAACACGGGUUUGAAGCAUGCCCCAACGUGACAGCCGAGGUGUACCUGCGCUCCUACCUGACGCCCUGCAUCAACGACUGCGGGACGUACGGACAAUGCAAGCUGCUGCGGACAAACAACUACCUUUACGCCGCGUGUGAAUGCAAAGCGGGCUGGGACGGCUGGGGAUGCACGGACAACUCGGGGGCCUACUCCUACAGCUUCCAGCUCCUCUCCACACUGCUGCUGUGUCUCAGCAACCUGAUGUUCGUUCCUCCGGUGUUUAUCGCCAUUCGCAGCCACUACCUCCUUGAGGCGUCCGUUUACAUCUUCACCAUGUUCUUCUCUACCUUCUACCACGCCUGUGACCAGCCGGGCAUCGUGGUCUUCUGCAUCAUGGAGUACGAUGUCCUGCAGUUCUGUGACUUCCUGGGCUCGCUGAUGUCCGUCUGGGUCACGGUGAUCGCCAUGGCCAGACUGAAGUCCAUCAUCAAACAGGUGCUCUACUUGCUGGGAGCGAUGUCUCUUUCCAUGGCUCUUCAGCUGGACCGACACGGCCUGUGGAACCUGCUGGGACCCAGUCUGUUCGCCCUGGGGAUCAUGGCAGUAGCAUGGACGGUGCGCACCGUCCGCCGCCGGCGCUGCUACCCGCCCACCUGGAAGCGCUGGGCCUUCUUCCUGUUCCCCGGCGCCAUGAUCGCCACGUCGGCCGUGGCGCUGUACGCCUUCGUGGAGACGGAGGAGAACUACUUCUACAUCCACAGCAUCUGGCACAUGCUGAUCGCCGGCAGCGUGGGCUUCCUGCUGCCGCCGCGCGCCAAGCCCGACGCCAGCGUCACGCCGCUGAAGCACCGCCGGCGCGGCUGCGGCUACCAGCUGUGUGUCAACGAGCACGAGGAGAUGGGCCUGGUCGACCCUGCCGCCAUCAUCUCCAUCAACAGCAUCUGCACCAGCUGAUGCCCUCCGCACUGGGGCGGCCUCAUCAUCUUCGUCGUCGUCGUCGUCCUCCUCCUCUGUCACCGACCGACCCCCCACCCCCCCCCCCCCCCCUCCCACACACACACAACCCCUACAACCACUUCCAAGCCUUCUACUGUACCUGAGAGACACACUUCAUUGCCUUCUUUUACUUGGGGAGUUCACACACGGGAAAACAAGCCACAGAACUUGAAACAAGCAAUGUACAUAUUUUUCUGCGCAGAUCGCGGCACACUGUAUUUUUUUUCUUUUUUCUUUUUUUUUUUUUUUCUUUCUUUUCGGUGUUGUUGUUGCCAUGGUAAUUAUUAUUGACCCACUUGUAAUUAUUAUAUUUACUACGGGGAUGUUGAAAUUGUUCUCAUGAAUUUUGUGGAUGUACAGUGGCACACUGUGUUUGUGAAUAUGUAUUUAAAGUCAGAGCUGGACCACUGCUGCUACUUGACGGUGACUGUACUACUGCUUAUGUUGAGUAUUUAUUGAGGCCCACUAAAAAGGGCCGGUUACUUUAGUGUUUAGGGGGGGGGGGGGGGGGGGGGGCGCGGGCGUAGUGGUAUGAUUAAUAAAGAACACGGCUUUUAACAACCUUCUUUUGGAAUAUAUCUUUUGCACUGAGAAACAAAACAAACAAAAAAAGGAUUCUGUAACUUUUCUAAUAUCUAGUAUGUAAUAUUAAAUAUGGAACAAUUGGCAUCCCUGCGUUUCAAAAAUGUAAAAAAUGUAGUUGUCAUGUGGAAUGUUAGAAUGUCUUCUUUUUGGGGUUCUGUUGCCAUUUCUAUUUAUCGCUUUGACACGAAUGUGCUGAUUGUUCUGUCGCGGGAACAUUUCCAAAAAUCCAGCUCCCGUUGGGAAGUGAGUGGGCGCCACACUGGAUUCCCGCCACACUUUCUUCGAGACCUCAUGCAAAAGAACUCACUGCACCCGUCCCUUUUUACCAGAACCUGUUUAACACUGGAUUCAUAAACAAUAAACGUGUCUUUUUCUUUA
Molecule: messenger RNA, 3512 nt
Organism: Gadus morhua (Atlantic cod)
Lineage: Eukaryota; Metazoa; Chordata; Actinopteri; Gadiformes; Gadidae
Gene: tmem8b
Product: transmembrane protein 8B
Exons: 13
Coding region: 90-2507 (805 amino acids)
Cellular component (GO): membrane
Source: RefSeq, a predicted model, not a curated record